Messenger RNA from Neoarius graeffei (lesser salmon catfish), 4020 nucleotides. RefSeq names its product PITH (C-terminal proteasome-interacting domain of thioredoxin-like) domain containing 1 (gene pithd1). Gene Ontology annotation, cellular component: nucleus. Lineage: Eukaryota; Metazoa; Chordata; Actinopteri; Siluriformes; Ariidae. The record is from RefSeq and is a predicted model, not a curated record. Bases 133 to 759 code for a protein of 208 amino acids. The transcript has 6 exons.
GUUCUGCGCCUUGUGUUUUUGUGCGUGUUGAAAGGUAGGCAGCACGGGUUGGUGAGCUGGUUCAGUAAGUGGAUAAGUUCUGUUUUCGGAGUGUAAAAGUACUUUUUAUACUGGUUUGAUAGACCAUAUGCUAUGUCUGGACACGGACACGGACAUGGUCACGGGUGUUGUGAGGAUGAUCAUGAGCCCGCUGAGCGUGGUGUGGAGUAUGGACUGUACAGUCGCAUCGACAUAGACAAGCUGCAGUGUCUCAAUGAGAGCCGAGAUGGAGACGGCAAACUCGUGUUCAAACCAUGGGAUCAGCGCACAGAUAGAGAAAAGUUUGUAGAGAGUGACGCUGAUGAGGAACUCCUGUUCAAUAUCCCCUUUACUGGAAGUGUAAAGCUGAAAGGGAUUAUCAUUUCUGGAGAGGAUGAUGAGUCCCACCCAGCUGAAAUGAGGCUCUACAAGAACAUACCGCAAAUGUCAUUUGAUGAUGUAAGCAGAGAGCCAGAGCAAGCAUUUCGUCUUAACAGGGAUCCACUGGCUGAACUGGCGUAUCCAACUAAGAUUGCACGCUUUUCUAACGUCCAACAUUUGUCUAUUCAUAUUCCUCGAAACUUUGGAGCUGAUUCUACUCGAGUCUACUACAUUGGACUUCGGGGAGAAUAUACAGAGGCUCACAGACAUGAGGUGACGAUCUGUAACUAUGAGGCAGCAGCAAAUCCAGCUGAUCAUAAACUGGAAGCUAUUACUCCGCAGACACACUUCAUUUCAUGAUGAAUGAUGUAAACUUGGAGAGAGAGGUGUGGAUGAAUUUUGAUAAUGUUGAGAUUAAUUCUAUUGCAAAUAUACAUUAGGAGUAGAAAUGUGUUGGGCAUGUUUCAAGAGGAAUGGUGAUUUUCCUCAUGGAGGUUUAAGUUGAAACUGUGUGCCAAUAAAUAUUCUAAGAUGAAGAAAACAUGUCUUUUGAAUACAUGCAAAUGGUGUUUGAUAAAAGCUUAAACAAGGAGAUAUGAAAAUAAAGCUGAAAGUGGAAUUCAUAGCUCGCUUGUAUGUUUGGUGUGGGAUUCAUUCAUAAUCUCUGGAAAGUAUUAGAGACAAAAAAAAAAGGGCCAAAGUGUUGCAACUUGACAGCUCCAGGGACCCUGAUUCGAGCCCGAGUUCAGGCUGUAUUGUGUAUAUUAUCCUCAUGUAUGUAUGAGUUUUCUCCUUACUCACAAAAACAUGUUGGUAGGUGGAUUAGUAGGGAAAUUAGACACCAUGCACAUUUCCGUGCAUGGUGUCUUGCAAUGGAAUGGUGUUCCACCUCCCCCAGUAUUCCUGGGAUAUUCUCCUGAGGUGGCCUUACCCCACCUCCACUCUGACCUGGAUAAAAUGGUUAUUGAAGCUGAAUGAUGAAAAGUAGAGAAGAACUUGUCUGUAAAACAACUUUGUAGAUUUAUUCUCCAGUAGGAACACACUUCGAAGAUGUACAAUUAAUCAGCAUGUAAAUGUUAUUGUAUGAAAGCUUGUUUCAACCUUCUGAAAAAGAAAAAAAUUAAGUGAUGUACAUUUGAGUGAGUGUAGUAAGGAAGUAUUGCUGUUUUGCAAUACAAUAUCAUAAUGACUUGCUGUUUCAUAAUAAUGAGAAUAUUUUCAGUUAUGACUUGAUCUCAUUAUGAGAACUUGAGUCAGUUAUGAGAUGCUACUUCGGCUGUGGAGGUGAUCAAUAGCACCAAGUUCCCGGGGGUGCACAUCACCAACUUCACCUGGUCUGUGAGCACUGCGUCACUGGUCAAGAAGGCACAGCAAUGUCUACACUUCCUGCGUAGGAUGAAGAGAGCCCACCUGCCCCUGCCCAUCCUCACUACAUUUCUACAGAAGCACCACAGAGAGCAUUCUAACCAGCUGCAUCUCUGUGUGGUGGGGAGGCUGCAGUGCCUCUGACCGGAAGAAUGUGAAGAGUGGUGAGGACAGCUGAGAAAAUCAUUAGGACUUCUCUUCCCUCCAUUCAGGACAUUGCACCAAGGUGUUGCAUGUCUCGAGCCAGAAAUGUCAUCGGUGACCCCUCACACUCUCUCCUUAUGGACUGUUCUGGCCUCUGGAAAUGGGUUCCGCAGCAUUCGGUGCAGGACCACCAGGUUCUGUAACAGCUUUUUCCCCCAGGUCACCAGACUGCUGAACUCCAAAUCCAAUCUCUAAACUUCUAUUUAUAACUUGAACAUUCCUAAUUCCACAGGUCACUUUAUACUAUUGCACUUUUUAUAAUAUUUUUGCUGCUGCAUCACUUAAUUUAAUACAGGUCAUAUUUAAUUCUGUGCUGAGCCAAAUUACAACGAAAUUUCGUUUGGUGUACACUUUGUUUGCAUACUGAGUGACAAAGGUUGUCCAAGUCUAUAAUUAUGAUAAACUUUCAUUAUUAUGAGAGGACAGCUCAUCAUUUUGAGGUACCAGACACUGACAUAAAGAACCUAAUCAAUUAUUAUAGUGGUGAAAAUGGGCUUCUUGUAUUUUUGUAUAAAAUACAAGAAUUCUUCUUCUUUUGGCUGCUCCCGAUUAGGGGUUGCCACAGCAGAUCUUUCGUCUCCAUUGCUCCCUGUCUUCUGCAUCCUUCUCUACCACACCUGCCACUUUCAUGUCCUCUCACCACAUCCAUGUAUCUCCUCUUUGGCCUUCCUUGUUUUUGUUUGUCUGGCAGCUCCAUCCUUCCAACAUGCUCUACAUUUCUUCUCAGGAUGUGCCCAUACCAUCUCAGUCUCAUCUCUCUUAGCUUAAUUCCCAAGCUCUCCACAUGUGCUGUCCCUCUGAUGUGCUUGUUCCUUAUCCUGUCCAACCUCCCAUCGCAAACCUUAACAUCCUCAACUCUGCCACCUCCAACUUUGCCUCCUGUCUCUUUGUUAAGGGUACGGUCUCCAAUCCAGACAUCACAGCUGGUCUCACUACUGUCUUAUACAUCUUACCUUUCACUUUUGCUGGGACUUUCCUAUCACAAAUAACUCCUGAAAUCCUUCUCCAAUUGCUCCACCCUGCCUGCACUCUUUCUCACCUCACUAUCGCAGUCCCUGUUUUCCUGCACAGUUGACCCCGGGUACUUGAAUUCACCAACUUUUUGUCUACUCCUUGCAUCUUCACUACACUCUCAUCCCCAUUCUCAUUGAUGCACAUGCAUUCUGUUUUGCUACUUCUCACCUUCGUUCCAACUCAACCUCCUUUCUACUUUCAUCACAAUAUCAUCCGCAAACAUGUUUCAUGGUGACUCUUGCCUCAUUUUGCCCAUCAAGCUAUCCAUCACUAUGGCAAACAAGAAAGGACUCCACAGAGAUCCUUGAUGGAGUCCCACCUUCACCUUGAACCGUUCAGUUGUUCCAACUGCACACCUCACUGCUGUUUCACUGUUCUCAUACAUGUCUUGCACCACUCUGGGGCGGCACGGUGGUGUAGAGGUUAGCACGGUCGCCUCACAGCAGUUCCGGGUUCGAACCCAGCAGCUGGCGAGGGCCUUUCUGUGUGGAGUUUGCAUGUUCUGUCGGUGUCUGCGUGGGUUUCCUCCGGGUGCUCCGACAUGCAGUUAGGUUGACGUGGGGCGGCCUUGAGCGAGGUACCUAACCCCUGACUGCUCUGGGUGUGUGCGUGUGUUCACUGCUUCAGCUGGGUUAAAUGCAGAGGAUGAAUCUGUGUGCAUGUGGUGACUCUCUAUGCAAUACUUUUAUAAUGUGCAAUACCACACUCCAUAAUGUGAAACGCAACACAUUCACCUCAGAACUGUGCACCUUACACACUGCACAUACAGCUCAAGUCUGUGCACCUUACCUUGCAAUACUUCAUAAUGUGUAAUAUUUUCUUAUAAUGUGACUCUCUCAUGCAAUAAUUUAUAAUGUGACUGUCUCUGUGCAAUACUUUAUAUGUGCGAUACCUCACUCCAUAAUGUGUAACACAACACAUACACCUCAGACUGUGCACCUUACACCCCCCCCUUUUUUUUUCUCCCCUUCCCCUCUCUCUCCACGCUGUUUUGCACGUGUAUAGUGACAAUAAAGGCAUUCUAUUCUAUGUGACAAA